Messenger RNA from Polistes dominula (European paper wasp), 1314 nucleotides. Its product is annotated as glyoxylate reductase/hydroxypyruvate reductase. Gene Ontology annotation, molecular function: glyoxylate reductase (NADPH) activity; hydroxypyruvate reductase (NADH) activity; NAD binding. The record is from RefSeq and is a predicted model, not a curated record. NCBI's taxonomy places the organism in Eukaryota, Metazoa, Arthropoda, Insecta, Hymenoptera, Vespidae. Gene Ontology annotation, cellular component: cytosol.
CAUAUGUAGUGCAUGUGUAAAACACACCGGUAAUGCGUGUUUUAUGUAUUUUUAUUCUAUAAAUAAUAUCAAGUGAUAAAAAUUUAUGUGAAUGUGUAGUGUUAUCAUAAAGAAUAUGUAUUUUAAUCAUAUUAUUUUUCAAAAUUUAUCAAAAAAAAUUUAAAAAUAUAGGUUAUGUUUGUACACGGUUUCCAAAUCAAAUGACAAACGAAUAUUAAUCUCUGUGGUAAAUAAAUAAAAUACAUUCAAGAUUUUUACAUACAACAUUAAUGAGUAUGGCGAAUAAACCAAAAGUUUUGAUUACACGACCUGAUAUACCUGGUAAAGGAUUAAAUCUUUUACAAGAACAAUGUGACGUUGUUUCAUGGAACAAACAAACACCAAUUCCACGUUCAGAAUUAUUGUCAAAGGUGCCAGGAGUAUCUGCAAUAUUUUGUACACUAACUGAUAAAAUAGAUGAAGAAAUAUUAAAUGCAGCUGGAAAACAAUUGCAAGUAGUUGCUACGAUGUCUGUUGGCACAGAUCAUUUAGAUUUGAAAGCUUUAAAAAAUAGAAACAUUCAAGUUGGAUACACACCAAACAUAUUGACCAAUGCUACAGCGGAAUUAAUUGUAGGAUUGCUUUUGACAACAUCAAGAAGAUUAUUGGAAGCAAAUAAAGCUGUCCAUAGCGGUGAAUGGAAGGCAUGGGCACCAACAUGGAUGUGUGGUACAGGAUUAGCUAAUUCUACUGUUGGUAUCGUUGGACUUGGUCGUAUUGGAUGUAAAGUUGCUGAAUGUUUAAAACCUUUUGGUGUAUCUCAAAUUUUGUAUACCAGUAGAACCGUCAAACAAGAAGCUACUAAGUUUAAUGGAGAGAAAGUUCAAUUGGAUAAAUUGUUAUCAGAAAGUGACUUUGUUAUAGUAACCAUAGCAUUAACAUCAGACACCAAAGAAUUAUUUAAUACCAAAACGUUUGAAAAAAUGAAAAGAUCUGCUAUAUUUAUCAAUGCUAGUCGUGGAGAAGUUGUUAAUCAACAAUCUUUAAUAGAAGCUUUAAAAAAUGGUACGAUUAAAGCUGCCGGUUUGGAUGUCACAACACCUGAACCACUUCCAUUGGAUAGUGAACUUUUAAAAUUAACUAACUGUGUGGUUUUACCUCACAUUGGAAGUGCUACUAUUGAAACUAGAGAAGAAAUGGCUAAAAUUACUGCUGAAAAUAUUUUAGCUGUUUUGAGAGGUGCAACCAAUGAAAUGCCAGCACCACUUAAAUUGUAAAUUGAAAUCAUAUUAAUUUUAUAUAUAUAUAUAUAUAUAUUACUCUUUUUUUUUCUUA